GGGAAAAACUGCACUUUUUCCAUCCGGAGGCUCAAAAUGCUGCAUCGAUGGUGAGCCUAGGAAAGGGAGUCCAUCAGCAGAGACCUCCAAGGCCCCAGGUGAUGAGGUCCGAGCCCCUACAGGUGCAAUGUCGAGCAAUUUGGGUAAAGAUGCUGCAGGGCUGCUGAUACGGGCUGCCCGGGGCUGGAGGCAGGGGGGAGGGCGCACACCUCCAGCAGACACUGAUUGACAGACCAGAGAGUUGGAUGGUGGUUUUCGGCUAAGGAGAACUGACCCAAACCAAGACCAAGAUGGAAUUCCGACUGGGAUUUAGGAUCACACUGGUCUUGGUCAUCCUGACUCUUUCAAGGGAAAGUGUGGACGCUCAGAGGGCGGGGUGCAAAAACGUCCACUAUGACCUGGCGUUUAUCCUGGAUACCUCAUCUAGUGUCGGCAAGGAGAACUUUGAGAAGAUCAGGCAAUGGGUGGCCAACCUGGUGGAGUCCUUUGACGUGGCGCCAGACAAGACCCGAGUAGCUGUGGUCCGCUACAGCGACCGGCCCACCACCGAGUUCAAUCUGGCGAGAUACAGGAACCUGGAGGACGUGAAGCAAGCCGCUAGGAACAUACGCUACCUGGGGGGAAAUACAAUGACCGGGGAUGCUAUCAGCUACACCACCGACAGCAUCUUCAUGGAGCGGAAUGGGGCCAGGCCCGUGGGAGCCAGGGGCAUCCAAAGGGUGGCCAUUUUGCUCACAGACGGUCGGAGUCAGGAUUACGUGCUAGAGCCGUCUAAGUUGGCCGCCAAGGCUGGCAUCAGGAUGUUUGCGGUGGGCAUCGGGGAGGCGCUGAAGGUGGAGCUGGAGGAGAUUGCAGCGGAACCCAAGAACGCUCAUGUUUUCCACGUGACGGACUUUAACGCCAUCGAUAAGAUCAGGGGUCGGCUCAGGAGGAGGCUUUGUGAGAAUGUGCUGUGUCCAAACAUGAAGGUGCAACCUGAUCGCUUUAAGCAAAACAGCACCAGUUAUGGCCUACAGGAGGUUCCAGGCUUUGACUUGAUGGAGUACUUCAGUGUCAGAGAUAUUCUGGGAACCAGACUUGACGAGGGCCAAAGUGCGUACGUUCGUCUUGGCACCAUGCCCAUUGUGCAGCAGACUGAAGACGUGUUCCCUCAGGGCUUGCCGGAUGAAUACGCCUUUGUGACGACGUUUAAAUUCAGGAAAACCUCAAGACGAGAAGAUUGGUACCUCUGGCAGAUUUUCGACAAAUAUGGAAUCCCACAGGUGUCUAUCAGGCUGGAUGGCGAGAAUAAGGCGGUGGAGUACAACGCCGUGGGACUGACCAAGGACGCUGUGCGAGCCGUUUUCAGGAACUCCGAAGUGGACAACCUGUUUGACCGCAACUGGCACAAGAUUGCGCUGAGCGUGGAGGCCAAGACCGUGUCUCUCUACCUGGACUGUAAGCACAUUCAGACGCUGCCAAUCGGAGACAGGGAGGACAUCGACAUCCAGGGGAAGACGGUCAUUGGGAAGAGGCUGUAUGACAGCGUGCCGAUUGAUUUUGACCUCCAGAGGAUGGUGAUAUACUGUGAUUCCAAACAUGCCGAGCUGGAAACCUGCUGUGAUUUACCCAAUGGGCCUUGCCCUAAGAAGGUCGUGACGGAGGCUCCUCCAGUGGCAAUCCCCACUCCGACCCCCACCGUCGCUGAGCAGCAGCGGGGCCCCCAAGCCAACUGCUCAUGCCCUGCAGGAGAGAAGGGAGAGACCGGAGCACCUGGCCUGGCAGGUCUCAAGGGUGAAAAGGGUGACGCCGGCCCUCGAGGUGCCACAGGGCUGUCGGGCCUGAGGGGGGAAAAAGGAGAAGCUGGCAAAGUAAUCUCUGUCAGAGGUGACAGAGGGGAGAAGGGUGACAGAGGCACCAUAGGGCUCACAGGUGCCCCUGGACAAAAGGGAGAGAAGGGUGUCGGGGGCAUUCCUGGUAUAGAUGGACUAUCUGGAGACAAAGGAGACAAAGGGGAGGCAGGUCGGGCUGGGAAUCCAGGACUUCCUGGUCUGACUGGAUCAACGGGCAUUCAAGGUGAUGCGGGAUAUCCAGGAACACCAGGACCGAAAGGUGUCAACGGCGAGCAGGGAAUAAAAGGUGAAAAGGGAUCGAUAGGACCCAGUGGGACGACCGGUUUGGAUGGCUUACCUGGAAAACCUGGCGUUCCUGGCCAAGAUGGUUUGAGGGGACAGACUGGUUUGCCUGGGGCCAGUGGGGUCAAAGGUGACAAGGGGGAGCGAGGAAUUCCCGGAUUACCCGGUGAUGUGUAUCAACAAGAGGGUCUAAGAGGAGAAAAGGGAGAUGUUGGACUUCCCGGGCCUCCAGGUGCUGAUGGCCCACCAGGACCACCUGGUCCUCCAGGUUUACAGGGUCUACCAGGGGAGCCAGGAGAGUUUGGCCAAAGGGGGAAGAAAGGUGAAAGUGGAUUGCCUGGAGUAGAUGGACUUCCAGGACCUGUUGGUCCACAAGGUCCACCGGGACCACCAGGGAACACUGGUAACACUGGACCACCUGGACUGCCUGGUGAAAUUGGAUUUUCAGGCAAACCUGGCGAGGCUGGAAAGCCUGGUGUUCCUGGUAAAGAUGGACUGGAUGGUCUUCCUGGUAAUGAUGGCGCCAUGGGGCCCAGAGGAGAGCGUGGAACAGAUGGUUUUCCUGGCAAGCCUGGACCAAAGGGUGAUGAUGGGCCUCCUGGACCAAGAGGACCUCCAGGGGAGAGAGGAGAGGCUGGUGCUCCUGGUCAACCUGGUGCUGGUGGAGCAAGAGGAGAGAGGGGAAGUCCUGGUGAAAGAGGACAGGAGGGACCAUUUGGGCCAAAAGGUGAAAAGGGUGACAAGGGUGAAAUAGGGGCCAGGGGACCACCCGGUGUUCCUGGAAAUGUAGCAACUGUUAUUCCUGAGCCGGGUGAACCUGGAAAACCAGGAGAGAAAGGAGAGAAAGGGGACCAAGGACAGACCGGAGAAAUGGGCCCGAGAGGAUUACCUGGUGAACAAGGCUUUAAGGGUCCGCCUGGACCAGCGGGCCCUAAAGGUGACGCAGGACUUCAAGGAGAGGCAGGACGUGUUGGAGAUCCAGGCCCUCCUGGCGUGGCCGGACCUCAGGGGCCUCGAGGACUACCAGGCAAUGUGGGCAUACCAGGCAUCAUUGGGCCCCCUGGUGCAGCUGGAGAGAGAGGAGACAAGGGAGAACCAGGCAAACCAGGGCAAACAGGUCAACGAGGUCCACCCGGAGAACCUGGCUUGAUUGGGCCCCCAGGACCAACAGGGAAGGGAAAAGAUGGCCUAACUGGUGAACCAGGACCACGGGGAAAUGAAGGACCCCCAGGCCCAAAGGGCCCACCAGGGUCAAGAGGGGAGCCAGGGUUACCAGGGGACAGGGGCUCCCCAGGAGAAGGCAAAGUAGGACCUCAGGGCCCCCCCGGGAAUAAUGGGGAUCCCGGAUCUCCUGGCUUGAGGGGUCUGCCUGGCGUUACUGGUGCUCAAGGCCCUGCAGGACAUAAUGGUCUGCCGGGAAGGCCAGGAGAGAAAGGCUCACCUGGAGAGCCUGGAAAAGCAGCAGACCUUUCUGAUUUAAAACUGAAGGACAUCUGUUCAGACUGCCCAGCAGGUCCACCCGGACCACCCGGUAUCCCGGGACUCCCAGGCGAUAAAGGACAACAGGGACCUCCUGGGAAAAAUGGUCAAGAUGGCUACCAAGGCUCGCCGGGACUACCUGGACCUCAAGGCCCCUCUGGAACUGACGGAGCAAAGGGACUCAAAGGCGAUCGUGGAACUGCUGGAGCCCCUGGAGAUAAAGGAGAAAAGGGUCACCCUGGACCUCCAGGCCACCCUGGUCCUCCUGGAAUGAUGGGCUCAGCUGGUAACGAUGGACAACCUGGUCCUGCUGGUCCCCCAGGACCCCCUGGAGAGAAGGGCAAAGAGGGUCUCAAAGGGAUCCAGGGUCCUCCAGGUCUUCCUGGCUUGACAGGUCCACCUGGGAAAGUGGGAAAAGAUGGCCAACAAGGUGAACAAGGAGAAUCAGGCAAGCGAGGUGAACCUGGACCACCGGGAAACCCUGGACUACGGGGGCUCCCAGGCUUUAAAGGCCACAGAGGAGAACCUGGUAGUCAGGGGUCAAAGGGAGAAGACGGAAAACCUGGACCGCCUGGACGGGAUGGCAAACCUGGAAAAGAGGGUCUGAAGGGGCCGCCAGGACCAGAGGGACUUGUUGGACCGAGAGGAGAGCCAGGCAAACAGGGUGAACCAGGACCGUCAGGCAAAGCAGGCCUCCCUGGAACGCCUGGCCUCAGGGGCGACAAGGGAGAAUCUGGCAACCCGGGAUUACCAGGAUUCAGUGGGCCUAAAGGUCCAUCGGGUCCACCCGGUCCAAUUGGUCCGGAAGGGAAGCAGGGAGUUCCAGGCAGAAUGGGUGACCGUGGUCUUAAGGGGGAGAAAGGGGACUCAGGCAUGAAAGGAGAUAAAGGGCAUUCAGGAGAACCAGGAAUCCCAGGAAAUCCGGGACCGCCUGGCAGAAAGGGACACACUGGAAUGAUGGGCAUGUCAGGACCACCGGGAGAAAUGGGAGCUCCCGGGCCACAAGGACCUUCUGGCAACCCUGGUAUGCCAGGCCCCAGGGGGGAGUCAGCAUCAGUGGAGCUGAUGAGACGGCUCAUUCAGGAAGAACUGUCCAAACAGCUGGAUGCCAAACUGGCCUACCUCAUGGCUCAGAUGCAACCAGCCCAUGUCAAGAGUUCUACGGGGCGCCCAGGUCCGCCUGGCCCUCCUGGUAAAGAUGGGAAUCCCGGGCGACCAGGCCCACCUGGUGAACCUGGUAUACCUGGACUGAACGGUGGAGAAGGAUCGAGGGGACCCAUGGGCCCUAAAGGUGAAAAGGGGACUCAAGGAGAAAAGGGAGACCCAGGUUUUGGUGAAAGAGGAGAACAAGGUCCUCCUGGUCCGAUAGGUCCAGCCGGUAUGCCGGGCUACGGCAAAGACGGAAGCCCAGGACAAGCAGGAGCCCAAGGAGAACCAGGGAACCCCGGCCCCCACGGCCAACCAGGUCCUCCGGGACUUCCUGGCCAAUGUGACCCCUCACAGUGUGCCUACUAUGCCAGCCUCGCCAACAGACCUCACACCAAAAACGUCAAGGGGACUUAGAUAAACAGAAGAGCUGUAUUUAUGAACAUUGUCUCAAUCAAGGACUUUUUUUUUUGGAGGACUUACAGUCAUUCUUUUUUGUUUUCUUGUUUGAAGCUUGGGGGAUUGGACGUUGGGGACUUUUUCGGGAGGGCAGCUAAGUAUUUCUUCCUGACUUGCAUGCUUCCUGUAAAAUAUAUCUGGAAACAACGCGGGUCCCUCCAGGUAAACUAAACACAUAUUUUACGUACGAUGAUUGUUUAUUAACGGAAGUGGUGGUUGACCACGUCUGUGCUUCUUAUGCAGAAAGUCAGCCAUAGCAGUGUCCUCCUUUAAAUACAGCUUUAAUUAUGGAAUAAACUAAAGGCCAUGGAGCUCACAUCUCCUUCUCCCAACUCAUUGAUUUGAGCCUUUCUACCUCUGGGAGAGAUUCUAUAAUCAUUGUGCAAAUAAAUAACCAGCGAUUUUGCACAGAAUUAAAGAGGAAUAACUUUCCUUGUAUAUACAUCAAGCAAUCUAAAAGAUGUUUGUCAUCUAGAACUUAUUAGAAUCUCUUUUGACGGUGUUUUAUUGAGAUAUUUUUUUGAAAAAUGUCUCACAAUAAUAUAAAGCCCCAAUAACUAAACCAAAGAUGGGUUUAUAACUAUCACUAUACUCUCUAUAACUGUUAUUAUUAUUUAUAUGAGAUCAAAAGUAUUCUCAAACUAAGGGAGGAAUACCACUGGUGGUACGCAGGCUCCAUUUAGUGGUACGCAGGAACAUAGGAAAUAAUUGUAAAAAUAAAAAUGUAUUAACCAAAGAUUAUGAAUGUUUAACUCGGAGCAAGUACAUAUUCAAAGCUAAAUAGAGCUAAGCAGAGGUAGUAAAAACAGUGGUACUUGCAAAAUAUUUUUCAGGUGGGACUUGGCUUACCAUUGUUUUAGCUUGUUGUUUCAAAGUCCCCUUAUUCCUUACUGGAAUAUACAAUCAAAUGGUGCUAAAGUGUGUGAAAUGAGUAGCAUAAUGUAAAGUAUCGGGAAGACUCAUUCAUGUAAUGUACUGUACUAUAAAACUGGAAUAAAUUCAUCUCAAACCACAGCCUUAGGCAGUGAAUGUGAAGAGGCUAUUCUGUCACAAUGUCCU
This is a messenger RNA of Dunckerocampus dactyliophorus (ringed pipefish), 6257 nucleotides long. It is a transcript of the gene col22a1, whose product is annotated as collagen, type XXII, alpha 1. The transcript has 66 exons. Lineage: Eukaryota; Metazoa; Chordata; Actinopteri; Syngnathiformes; Syngnathidae. The record is from RefSeq and is a predicted model, not a curated record. Bases 291 to 5156 code for a protein of 1621 amino acids.